CGCUGCUGCGUAGAAGCCAAACAACACCCGACCUAAGGCGUCUCCAGUAGACACGGUAGCUUCAGAUAAAUCGCGGAAAAUGCAUUCAGCCGCACUGGACGGCAAUGGUUCCCCGAGGAAACGCGCGUUUUCUCGGGGAUUGAGCGAAGACGAGUCUCUCCGGAGCAUCAUUGAGACUGAGAGCUCAUCCAGGCGCCUGACACGAAGUGAGAGCCGAACAGGUACUCUGAAGAGGACGACUGACAGCCAGUCUGACCAGGAUCUCCUCAUGGGACUUCCAGAAAUGCUGGAGCUGCAGGCCAGCUAUGAUGAGGUGGUGCAGGAGCUGCGUGGGCUGGAGGUGGAGCGAGAGACUCUAUUGUUCCAGGUGGACGUCCUGCAGGACACUCUGGAGAGUGCAGAGGAGCUGCUGGCUGAGGCACAGAGGGAAGCUGGACAGGCUAGUAUGGAGCUGGAACUAGAGAGAGAAGCCAGGAAGAAACAGGAGAGUCUGGUGAGCUCUCUGAGGCGGGAGGUGGAGAGAUUAAAAGAGGAAAUGAGCAACAAACCACCUGCUUCAGGGAACGUGACGGAUGAAGUAACUAGCGCACAGCUGAUAAAUCACGUUGGCUCAGAGGUGAUUAAAGGUGCUGGGAGAGAAGAAAAGGACUCCACUCUGUGUGAAGCUCACAGCAGCAUCAAAGCCAGUGAAGAGCAGGAGGUUUCAGAAGCUCCAGAUGAACAAAGCCUCCUGACAAAGCUGCGGAGGAUGGUCAGUCCACCUUUGAGCCAAUCUCUUGCUCUGGACAACCUGGUCUCCAUCGAUGGAGUCCACCAGAGACCAUAUAAAAACCACACGGAGGACGGGCGGGACCUUUCUCCGGACAGGGACGACUCUGCCUACGAGGACGCCUCAGCUGAGACUCCGGAGCAGGAGAUGCUUCCAGGUGACGGAGACCUGCCUCUCGAUUCAGAGAACAAAGAGAACGGUUCGGCCCCCGGCGAGACCCAGGAGCUCAGAAACCCUGAAGUGUGCGUUUUGUCCUAAUUCUAACAGGCUGAUGACGUUCGUUAGCAAUUUGGUACAGUUCAAGAGUUCUUUGAGUUUAUUUUUAUCUCCCGUUGAAGCAGAAACGUUAAUCGUUUCAGUCACUUUAAGGUAAAU
Messenger RNA from Nematolebias whitei (Rio pearlfish), 1144 nucleotides. Its product is annotated as leucine-rich repeat flightless-interacting protein 1. NCBI's taxonomy places the organism in Eukaryota, Metazoa, Chordata, Actinopteri, Cyprinodontiformes, Rivulidae. Bases 80 to 1027 code for a protein of 315 amino acids. The transcript has 6 exons. The record is from RefSeq and is a predicted model, not a curated record.